UCAACUAUUCGGAGAAUAUUUGAUAUGGCCAAGCAUCGAACCAAGAGAUCCUCUUUUAUCCCAACUGGAGUGAAGGUUUGCCCUCAAGAAUCAGUGAAGCAAAUUUUAGCAAGCCACCAAGCUUAUUAUCGCCUAAGAGUUUGCCAAGAAGCCGUCUGGGAGGCUUUCCAGAUCUUUUUGGAUCGGAUUCCAGGUACAACCGAAUAUCAGAACUGGGUGACAGCUUGUCAGAGAGAAACAUUCUGUAUAUUUGACAUUGGGAAAAAUUUCAGUAAUUCCCAAGAACAUCUGGAGAUAAUUCAAAGGCGAGUAAAGCAUAGGACAUUCCAGGAUAGAAAAGAGGAUAUUUCUGCAGAAAAAGCCAGUGGCAAAAAAGUUGAAGAACCUCCUUCUGUUGUUACAGUAAUCUCCACAGGUACCCUUGUGAAUGAGAUUGUCAAUGACAGCAAAACAUCAGUGAAGCUAAAGCCAGAAGUUCCAAAUGCCAUUUCCAAACUGCCUAUGGAGCAAACGGUGGAGUUCAGUGUCACUCUCAACAACCAGGAAUAUACAUCAGAACUGAAUAACCCAGCUUCUCCUCAGUAUCAGAAACUAGCAGCAAAAUAUCAGCUCCAGAUGCAAAAGAUAUUUGAGAAACUUGCAGGUUUCAAAGAAAUCCGUGUCUUAGGAUUUAGACAGAAGAAGGAAAAAGAUGGGACAAGCAGCACUGUGGCACAGUAUGUUCUCAACUUUGAAAGAGAUGUUUCAGAAGUUAAAGGUCCUGUGACAAUUGACACCAAAAAAAUUGAAAGUGAGAAGAGCACUCUUAGUGCAGAGAAGGAGAUACCUGCACUUAUACCGAAAGUAACAGACCUUCAGCAGAUGGUUGCCAUGGUCCUACAGGAAGAUAAAUCAUUAUCCAUGGACUUUGAAACACUCCAGUUUAAGGAUGAAAUCAUUAGGCCAUCUAGUAACAUAAAUAAUGAUAUACAAUCAAUGGUAACAGAUGCUCUGGCUGGACAUGAAUUGGUGAAAACUGAUGGUCAGAAGAGCGAAGAUGAAAAGGCAAAAUACCUGAUUUCCAGCAUCCUCUCCACGCAAGUCCCAGGAGAUGAAAAGAUUACAGACCAACCAGAAUCUUCGGGGGAUGAAGUUUUGCCACCCUUGAGCAUGAUACCAUCUGUCAUUCAUACCUCCAGUCUUCCAGGAGACGAUAUUUUGGGGCCUACAGAUCAAUUCAUUUUAUUGCCAGCAGAUGCCUCCAGUGGCCCUUCCCUUGUCAUGGGCCAAUCUUUUGAAGCAACAAGUUCCAUGUGGGCAGCUGCAACUGGUUUUGAAAUGGGAGUGCAGGACCUUGCCAUUGACUUAGCUAUCACUGACAUGAUGGCCCCAGUGGCAGUGGAGAAGGAGGGAAGUGGCUACAAUGCAUUGCCAGGAACCCCAGGUAUGACUCCAGCUCCUUCCCUGAAGUAUAUAACCACAAGCUCCAUGACAACCACAAUCCAAGGCCAAGAGCUGGUGGUGUUCUUCAGCUUGAGGGUGACCAACAUGCGCUUUUCCAAUGACCUCUUCAAUCAGAGUUCCCCUGAGUACAAAGCACUUGAACAACAAUUCAUACAGCUGCUGCUUCCCUACCUACAGUCCAAUCUUACAGGAUUUAAGCAGUUGGAAAUACUGAAUUUCCGCAAUGGAAGCGUGAUUGUAAAUAGCAAAAUGAAGUUUGCCAAGUCAGUGCCGUACAACAUCACAAAGGCUGUUCAUUGUGUGUUGGAAGAUUUCUGUGAUGCAGCAGCUCAGCGUCUUAACCUGGAAAUCGACAGCUAUUCUCUUGAAAUAGAGCCAGCUGAUCAAGCGGACCCUUGCAAGUUCUUGGCAUGUGAUGAAUUCUCACAGUGCCUAAAGAAUGACUGGACAAAAGAGGCAAUUUGUCUUUGUAAACCUGGUUAUGUAAGAACAGAUGGUCCGCUUUGCCGUAGCAUGUGUGAGAUGGAGCCACAGCUGUGUGUUAAUGGUGGCAAAUGUGAAUUGGUUCCAGGAAGAGGUGCAGUGUGUAGGUAA
This is a messenger RNA of Python bivittatus (Burmese python), 2037 nucleotides long. Lineage: Eukaryota; Metazoa; Chordata; Lepidosauria; Squamata; Pythonidae. The record is from RefSeq and is a predicted model, not a curated record.